Saccostrea echinata is the source of this 1697-nucleotide messenger RNA. RefSeq lists its product as uncharacterized. The coding region runs from base 237 to 1148 and encodes 303 amino acids. Lineage: Eukaryota; Metazoa; Mollusca; Bivalvia; Ostreida; Ostreidae. Gene Ontology annotation, molecular function: serine-type endopeptidase activity. The record is from RefSeq and is a predicted model, not a curated record. The transcript is spliced from 6 exons.
UUUAAACCUCCAUGACAGAUCGGAUUUCUGAAUAUGCGCACAAGAGUUGUUCACCCGGAACUCUGAAAAAAAUCUCCGGGUCAUCGGCAAGGUAAACCGAGUCUUCUUGUUCACUGGAAGAGGGACAAAAAACCAUAACUAAGACUUCCUGAAGUAGCAUGUUACUACUGGGAAACAUGUCUGGCCCAGAGGGAUAAAUCGUCCGAAAAAUUCUAAAUGGUGAAUCCAGACGUGUUAUGGCCGAUGGAUGCUCAACCAAAAAACGAUACCUAACUCUUGUAACUUGGAUAUUAAUGGCCUUUAACAUAAAAAUAGCUACUUGUCAACAACGAUGUCCACCGACAAAAAGAAUAUUAAAUGCUGAAAAUUUUCCGAAGUUUGCCAGCACGUCUAACUAUCCCUCAAAUUAUCCACCAAAUGAGCAGUGCAAAUGGAGAAUUCAUGCCCCACCUGGGCUAAAAAUAAGAUUUAAAGUGGUGAAUUCCUUUAUAGAGUUCCCUAACUCCAAAUGCAAUGGAGAUUACGUUGAGGUCUUAGAAGGUAGUAAAAGCUUGAAGAAGUUCUGUGGUUCCCAGGAACCGGAAGUUAUUAGUGCAAGGAAUGUUUUAGACGUGCUCUUUGUGUCAGACAGCAUGGUAGAGACAAAAGGAAUGAAUUUUUCCUACGUCGCAGGUCUUAACUUUUCAAGGCCCUAUCAAACAACUUCAGAAGCUCCUUUGGGUAAAAAAACAAACAAAGUGGCUAUCAUUGCGGGCAUUGGUGGCGCGGUGCUGUGCUCUGUGAUAUUUUUUAUCGUCUUGUGUGUAUGUCUGUCUACAAAACGCUGUGGCUGUCCAUGUAGAAACACUGCCCAGACUGUAGAACCAUUUGAUAACCGUCAGAGAAGUCAUCAACCAAUAAGCAGAACGAAUUCGGUUUUUACUCACCACCACAUGGGGAGGAGUGUAGGUUCCCUCCCAACGGAGGAUGACAUUAUAUCCUUACGAGUCUUGUCUCCUCCACCCUACAGCUCGGGGCCUCCGCCCUCUAUAGACAGUCCCACGAAUUCUUCUUCCCCACCACCACCCUAUUCUUUCAGUGACCCUAACCCUGAUGCGGGUCGGACAGACAGUUUACCGAGCUAUCCAGGGGAGGUUAGUCGGUACUGAAGCAAUAUCUACGAUUCUGAAGCAAGGAAUCAGUCUGUCAUUGUGUUCAAGCAAAGGUUCCGUCCAUAUUGUUUAUUUUGUGCCAAAAAAAUAUUUAAACUUUGACAAAAGUAAUAAAAUUCCGAAAAGGAAUUCCAGUGUAUUGAAGAUAUUCUUCGUAUAUGUUGAUUUUAAACAUAAGCCUGUCUGACAAAAUAUCGCCAUAAUUAAUUUUUUUUAUGAACGUAUCAUUUUGUGAAUCAACGAAUAUUUUGUUUGGAAGGCCUAAUGUUUUAAAAACGAGUGAAUCCUUCCAUGAUUUGAGUGAGCUCUAGAAACUGAAGGAUUAUCAAAAAGUUUUGAAUCUUUUCCCUUUUUACAUUACGAAAAAGUCGAUGAGGAUGGUCAAAUAACGGUACUUAACGGAGUUUUUUAUGGAUAAAAACGAAAAACAUUGCUUCGUACUCUAAACGUCUGUGAUGUGUUCAAUUAAUAUAUAUUGAGCUGUCUAUUAAGAAAUUUUUCUCAACUCAAAAAUUUGUACUUAUAAUUUCCUAAAUUUGAAUAACA